Molecule: messenger RNA, 1044 nt
Organism: Rotaria sordida
Lineage: Eukaryota; Metazoa; Rotifera; Eurotatoria; Philodinida; Philodinidae
Source: the annotation of a GenBank genome assembly
AUGCAUUCUCGUGCUUAUUUAUUGAUAAAACGUGAUCUAUAUUUACUUGAUAAUAAUCCAGUGGAUGGCAUUGAUAUUGAACCGAUUAUUGAUGAUAAUGUUUUUGAUUUAACAUUAUUUCUUCGUCCAGUAAAAAGUUCUCAAUGGUAUGGUUCUAUGUUUCGAAUAUUUUGUUCAUUUUAUGAUACAUUUAAUGUUCAACCACCAAUACUUCAAUUUGAUCCAAUACAUAUUCCAUAUCAUCCAAAUGUUGAUCCAAUAACAGGUCGAGUUAGUUUAUCAACAAGUGAUAAAUGGAGUUCACGUUUUACAUUACGUUCAUUAUUUGAUGAAUUAGCUAAUGCAUUUAUAACACCAAAUCAAAAAACUGUCAUCAAUUCUGAUGCUAUGCGUAUGCUUAAAUAUCGUCCAACAGAUUAUCAAGCUAUAAUUCAUGAUUCUAUUGUAAAAAGUCAACAAUUAAUGGAUUUAAUUAAUGAAGAAAAAAUAAAUAAUAAUCAACAAUAUACUAUUGUAUCCAAAGGAAAAGAUGCUAAUCGAGCACGUGUACGUACACCAGGAAUUGGUACACGACGACAACGUAAUAAUUUAUCAUUAAAUCAACGAAUAUCAUUUGAAGAUUAUCUUAGUACAUGGAGAGGUAUAGCAACAUCAAAAGCAAAUUCAAAUGAAGAAAAUUCAUUACUUAAUUAUUUAAGUUUACAACCAAAAUUACAAGCUCAACAUCUUGCUUUAAAUCCAGAUGAACUUGCUCGACAACUUGAUGAUCGAGCACUUCAAUUUGAAAGACUUAAAUAUGGUAAAUUAACAAAUGAUGAACGUGGACGUAAACUUGUACAAGUUUCACAAAUGAGUUUAAAUGAAAGUAAUCAACGACCACUUGUUGUUACUGAAGCUAAUAGUCGUGUUGAUAUAACAACAAAUUAUGAAAACAAUAUUCGACAUAUAGAAGAACAUAAUCUUAUAAAAAAUGAUGAAGUUGAUGAACUAAUUGUCUGGACACAAUGCCUACCGGAUACAGAUGAAACUAUUGAAGAGAAUUAA